CGCCAGAACCAGGAUUCGGUUCACUCCGGCACUCCAGCGCUCGUACUCAGGCCGCUUUCCCUCCUCCUUAGUGGUCCCCUUCUCUAGGGCGGGGAGAGAGGAAGUGGGGACCCAGCGGGCUCCUAAAGGCAGCUUCCCUCCAGCAGGAGGCCUGAGAAGUGGGUGGUGGCGGGAGGGCGGAGACAGGGCGCGGCCCUUGGAGAGCGUGAGGCUCCUUGCCCUACUGCGGGCUUGCAGUGGCUGGGGUACAGAAGCCUUGAACGUUGGGGAAAUGGCGGCACGCAGUAUGGGCUGCGGUGUCCAGCGGCUCCUGAGCAUUCUGCAUGGCCACACUGGACCGCGGGGGUGGCUGCCGAGCCGAGUGAGCCCGAGGCGGAGAGGGGCCUCCAGGCUCCCCGGCAGCACACCUGCUGCUGUGGACCCAGCGCAGCCCGCUUCUUACCCUACGCUGAGUGUGCUGGCUAGUCGGCAGCCCGCCGCCUUCUGGGGGCCGCUGGCGCGGGAUACGCUAGUGUGGGACACCCUCUACCACACCGUCUGGGACUGUGACUUCAGGAGCGGCAAGAUCGGCUGGUUCCUGGGAGGCCAGCUGAACGUGUCUGUCAACUGCUUGGAUCAGCACGUUCAGAAGUCCCCAGAGAGUGUUGCUUUGAUCUGGGAGCGAGACGAGCCUGGAACUGAAGUGAGGAUCACCUACAGGGAACUGUUGGAGACCACAUGCCGCCUGGCCAACACAUUGAAGAGGCACGGAGUUCAUCGAGGGGACCGUGUGGCAAUCUACAUGCCUGUUUCCCCACUGGCUGUGGCUGCAAUGCUUGCAUGUGCCAGGAUUGGAGCUGUCCACACAGUCAUCUUUGCUGGCUUCAGUGCGGAGUCCUUGGCUGGGAGGAUCAAUGAUGCAAAGUGCAAGGUGGUUAUCACCUUCAACCAAGGACUGCGGGGAGGGCGUGUGGUGGAGCUGAAGAAGAUAGUGGAUGAAGCUGUGAAGCACUGCCCAACCAUCCAGCAUGUCCUGGUGGCUCACAGGACAGACAACAAGGUCCAAAUGGGGCAUCUGGAUGUCCCCCUUGAGCAGGAAAUGGCCAAGGAGAACCCUGUGUGUGCCCCAGAAAGCAUGGGCAGUGAGGACAUGCUCUUCCUGCUGUACACCUCUGGAAGCACUGGGAUGCCUAAGGGCCUCGUGCAUACCCAGGCAGGCUACCUGCUCUAUGCUGCCAUAACACACAGGCUUGUGUUUGACUAUCAGCCAGGAGACGUCUUCGGCUGUGUGGCUGACAUUGGCUGGAUCACUGGACACAGCUAUGUGGUAUAUGGGCCCCUCUGCAAUGGAGCAACGACUGUCCUUUUUGAAAGUACUCCUGUUUACCCUGAUCCUGGUCGGUACUGGGAGAUGGUGCAAAGGUUGAAGAUCAAUCAGUUCUAUGGUGCCCCUACAGCUGUCCGGCUGUUGCUAAAAUACGGUGACACCUGGGUGCAGAAGUAUGACCGCUCAUCCCUGCGGACUUUGGGGUCAGUGGGAGAACCAAUCAACCAGGAGGCCUGGGAGUGGCUCCACAAUGUGGUAGGGGAGAGCAGAUGUACACUGGUAGACACCUGGUGGCAGACAGAAACAGGUGGCAUCUGCAUUGCACCACGGCCCUCAGAAGAAGGGGCAGAAAUCCUCCCCGGCAUGGCGAUGCGGCCCUUCUUUGGCAUUGUCCCAGCUCUUAUGGAUGAGAAGGGGAAUGUCGUGGAGGGCGGCAAUGUUUCUGGGGCUCUGUGCCUCUCUCAGGCCUGGCCAGGCAUGGCUAGGACCAUCUAUGGAGAUCAUCAGAGAUUCAUGGAUGCCUACUUCAAGGCUUAUCCAGGCUACUAUUUCACUGGAGAUGGAGCUUACCGAACCGAGGGAGGCUAUUACCAGAUCACAGGGCGGAUGGAUGAUGUCAUCAACAUCAGUGGCCAUAGGCUGGGGACUGCAGAGAUUGAGGAUGCAAUGGCUAGCCACCCUGCAGUGCCGGAGACUGCUGUCAUUGGCUACCCCCACAACAUUAAAGGAGAAGCUGCAUUUGCCUUCAUUGUGUUGAAAGACAAUGCAGGUGACUCGGAUGUGGUGGUGAGUGAACUCAGGUCUGCAGUGGCCUCCAAGAUUGCCAAGUACGCUGUGCCCGAUCAGAUUCUGGUAGUGAAACGUCUUCCAAAAACUCGGUCUGGAAAAGUUAUGCGGAGGCUCCUGAGGAAGAUAAUCACAGACAGAGCUCAUGAUCUAGGGGACAUCACCACCCUGGAGGACCCCAGCAUCAUUGCAGAAAUACUAAGUGCCUACCAGAAGCACAAAGACAAGGGGGCUGCUGGUCAGUAAUGGGCUGUGACUAAAACCCAGUGCCCAAGAUCCGAACUUGUCCUUCUAGAAAAUAGUUCUUAGUUGACUUGUUUUUAGAUGUCCCAGAGUUGUCCUCUCCCAGCACAUAACCCUCACUGCCCCUAAUGUAAGGUCAAUGCUAAAAUCUCUUCUUUCUUUCUGUUGGAGAACCCAUGCAGGGAUACUGUCAAAUGUAGUUAGUGUUUGUUCUAUUGUCUUAAAUUUGGUUUCCUUGAAUGAAAAGUCUCUGUUUCUGUGCCCUUUCCUAACAGCAGAGGAAGGUGAAAAACCUGGUAAAAUGUGUGUCUGCUCAGAUGACUGAGAAAUAGAAGCAAUUAUGUUUUCCAGAUGUUUCUAGAUAUAAAAGGCAGAGAUUUUAUUUUUAUACUUUUAUAUUUUGGAAGAAUAAUAUUCAAACACACAUGUGGAAUGUGUGAAUUUGCUUGUACACACUCUUUGUAACAUUUAGAGUUAUGAACAUCUUGUCUGCUUUCACUCAUGGGAAACAUGGAGAGGAUCCGAUGUUGUACUUUUAAUUAUUGUUUGGCAUAUUUGGAAAUCUGAAUUGGAAGGGUUUGUACCUCAGUCUAAACACAGCUCUCUUGAGAAUGCUUGAGCCUGCAGCAUCCCUUUUUUUGAUAUAAAUUUCUAAUUCUCUUGGUUUGUGUACAAUUAAACCCAACUUGUAAAGUGGUGGCAUGAAUGUGCUCACCUUUGAGUUCUAAAGCUAUUCCAGUCACAUGUUCUGUUUCUCCAAGCUGUGAUCUGGAAAGAUUUUCCCCUACCAACCUUGGAUACCUCUUGGUAGGAGAUCAACAUGUUCCAAAUUUGUGGGGUGGUUCAGGGAAGCCAGUGAAAACUCAGGUAACUUAGAGCACUGAUUUGUCUAGAACUGGAUCCUCGCAAACUCUACCUGCUCUUCAUUCUGUCAUUGGGGCAUAAGAACCAUAGAGGUCCAGUGACGAGAGCUGGAGCUCUGAAUCAAGUUUCUUUCUUUCAAAUGUGCCAUAAGUCCUCUGAAAGUUAGCAAGAUGAUGUAAAUCAUCAAGUCAAAAAGUAUUUGUUUAUUAGCCAAGCAUGCCAGAGAUGAUGGUGUGGAGUACAGGAAGGUACCCUGCUGAGUUAGAUCCUUGAGGACAGGAAAAGGUUAUCCUUGUCUUUCCCUCACAGUCUGCGGUGACUUGCACCUGUUUAGGUAUUCAAGGGAUGUCUAGGAUACUGAAUAUAUACUGUGGACUGUACCUGCACUGGCCUCUCUGGUGAUUAGGCAAAUAUACCUGUGACACCCAGUGGGCUGGGCAGUGGCUGUAUACUGAGUGAUGGUCUGUUGUUACCAUGCUUAGCCACAGAGAACUAUGCACCUGAACCUUUCACAUUUGUGGUAGACUUGGAAGACUGUAGUUAUGGUGCUAUUUAUGAAAUGGCUUAGAUGUAAACUUGCAGUGACCAGGGCCUCAGAAUGAUCUGUAGGACAGCACAAAUAAAGCUUUAUUUUGUUCAUUCUCUUCUGUUUGUGGUGUGGUUUUUGUUGUUGUUGUUGUUGUUUUUU
Molecule: messenger RNA, 3887 nt
Organism: Molossus molossus (Pallas's mastiff bat)
Lineage: Eukaryota; Metazoa; Chordata; Mammalia; Chiroptera; Molossidae
Gene: ACSS1
Product: acyl-CoA synthetase short chain family member 1
Exons: 14
Coding region: 272-2338 (688 amino acids)
Cellular component (GO): mitochondrion
Molecular function (GO): AMP binding; acetyl-CoA synthetase activity
Source: RefSeq, a predicted model, not a curated record